Messenger RNA from Eublepharis macularius, 2297 nucleotides. RefSeq names its product complement factor I (gene CFI). Lineage: Eukaryota; Metazoa; Chordata; Lepidosauria; Squamata; Eublepharidae. Gene Ontology annotation, biological process: proteolysis. The coding region runs from base 215 to 2005 and encodes 596 amino acids. The transcript is spliced from 13 exons. Gene Ontology annotation, cellular component: membrane. The record is from RefSeq and is a predicted model, not a curated record. Gene Ontology annotation, molecular function: serine-type endopeptidase activity; protein binding.
UCCUCCUGGGAUUUUCUGUAAUAACAGUCAGCUAGGCUAACCUGAGAUGCAGUCCUCUUAGAGUUAAGAACCAUCAGUCCACACAGAGGUACCUUUCAAAACAAUUCUUAAAUAUUUACUAUUGGUUAAAAAUUAAACGCACUGGGAAAUCAGAGGCUGGGAAGAAUUGCAAGGAAAGAAGAUCUUCUAAAUAGACAGGAAGAUACCAUUCAUCAUGAGACAAUUAUUGGUUCUCGUGCUUAUUUUAUGUUCAUUGCUUUGUAUAUAUGCAGUAAAGGGUAAAUCUAGGCAUAAAAACAAGCCAACCCAGCAAUUUCCACUAGUUCAGCAAGAAAAAUAUUUGAUUAAAGAAUGUUUAAACAACAGCUAUACUGCUAAUUCUUGCAAGAAAGUUUUUUGCCAUCCCUGGCAAAGGUGUGUGGAUGGUUCCUGUUCUUGUAAGCUGCCCUACCAAUGCCCGAGGAAUGGCACUUCAGUUUGUUCUGCUGAGGGAAAGAAUUUUCGAACUUACUGUCAACUCAAGAGCUAUGAAUGUCUACGUCCAAAAAGCAAGUUUAGGAGCAGAGGAAGCUGUAAACUUCAAGACAAUUUUGAAGUUUUCUUGAAGCCAGAAAAUGCAUCAGAGAGAUUCAUUCAAGUCGAAGUAAAUUCCCAGAGGACAUUUAUUUGUGGUCAUGGAUGGAGUAUGAAUGAAGCAAAUGUGGUCUGCAGACAUCUUAAUUUCCCAGAGGGAGCAGACCACGUAGAGUUGGGUGACCCAGCUGAUGCCUGGAACUCAUCAGAAUGCCUUCAAGCAACCUGCAGAGGCGCAGAGACCAGCUUAAAGGAAUGUUCUUUAGCUAGAACUGUUAGGGGCCAUGAGAAGCUUGCUAAAGUGGUGUGCCACACAGCACACAAAGAAUGUUCCUCCAGAGAAUUCCCCUGUGUCAACAGAAAAUGCAUCCCUUUGGAUAAAACCUGUGAUGGAAUCAAUGAUUGCGGAGACCUAAGUGACGAGUUGUGUUGCAAAGCAUGCAGAGGUGAAAGCUUCCACUGUAAAUCGGAUGUGUGCAUUCCAAACUCAUACCUCUGUAACAAAGAAAUGGACUGUUUAACAGGAGAAGAUGAAACUCACCAAGGGUGUAGAGGUGAUGAAACAGCUGAAGAAAGUGAAAUAGAAAAAACAGAAGAAACUGAAGAUGAAUCCAUGGAUGCAGAAAGAAGAAAGAUUAAAACAUUUUUACCCCAACUACAUUGUGGUAUUUCAAACCACACUGUUACUCGUUGGAAGCGAAUCAUCGGUGGACAUAUUGCAGGAAAGGGUGAAUUUCCUUGGCAGGUGGCCAUUAGAGGUGAGAAGACCACCGUGAACUGUGGUGGGAUUUAUAUAGGGGGCUGUUGGGUUCUCACUGCUGCACACUGUGUUAGACAAAGCUAUGUUCAUACCUAUUUGAUAUGGACUGGAAUGUUAGAUUCAGUACUUAAGAAUGAUGGGAUAGAAACCUUUAAUUUAAAAAGAGUGAUAAUCCACGAGGACUAUAAUGCAAAAACAUAUGAAAAUGAUAUUGCUUUGCUGGAGAUGAUCACCAGGCAUCCAGGGCAGCCAUGUUCUCCACCCAACACGGUAGCAGCAUGCAUCCCCUGGUCACCUUAUAUGUUCAGAGCAGGCCACCGGUGUAAAGUGUCUGGUUGGGGACUGGUAGAAGAUUAUGGAAGACAAUUUACACUUAAAUGGGGGUACGUUAAUUUAAUGUCAAACUGUUCUGAAAUCUACCAGGAACGCUAUUUUAAAGGCAUGGAAUGUGCAGGUACCUACGAUGGUUCUGUAGAUUCCUGUAGAGGUGACUCAGGAGGGCCUUUGGUUUGUUUUGACUUUAAUAAUGUAGCUUAUGUUUGGGGAAUUGUGAGUUGGGGUGAAAACUGUGGUGAAAAAGGACACCCUGGUGUUUACACAAAAGUGGUUGAUUAUUUUGAAUGGAUUAGUCAUCAUGUUGGAAAGUCUAUAGUUUCUCGAUUUAAUCUCUGACAUUUAGAAUUUAAAUAUUCCCUCAUUCUCUGUUGCAAUAAUAAAAGGUUGGCUACAGAAGAUGGGGGCAUAAUUCCAGCUCAAGUUAAACAAGUUUCAAUUUCUUCCACUGAAAUCUAUGGACACAAAAGUUGUUGCUUUUGGCUGGAUCAUGCCCUGGCAAUUUAGCAACAAUGACUGUCUGAAAUUUGCAUUAUCCUUUGAAGUAUGUUGGCCUUCUAAAAACAAUGAUUGCUUUUGUACUUGUCUUGCGUGUUACAAUAAAAGUGAUGCAAGGGGAAAAAAUUAAUAA